Molecule: messenger RNA, 1991 nt
Organism: Psammomys obesus (fat sand rat)
Lineage: Eukaryota; Metazoa; Chordata; Mammalia; Rodentia; Muridae
Gene: Gpr34
Product: G protein-coupled receptor 34
Exons: 3
Coding region: 414-1538 (374 amino acids)
Biological process (GO): G protein-coupled receptor signaling pathway
Cellular component (GO): membrane
Molecular function (GO): G protein-coupled purinergic nucleotide receptor activity
Source: RefSeq, a predicted model, not a curated record
AAGAAGGUGCAUUUCCUCAAGUUCAACUUGAAGCUGUUGCUAAGAGUGGGGUCUUUUCUUAGCUUCAAAAGGAGCCCCAAGAGCUGUCAAACUGAAGGAAAAGGGGAAAAACAACGGUACCACAUGUGAAUAUAAAAAAGAAGAGAACUCUAGCCAAUUGCACCACCACCGGAUGGCAGAGCCCAGCUGACACAACCUGGUUUAGGGAGCUUUGGGUUUACUCCUUUUACUUCAGGAAAGCCUCAACUCAGUUACUGCAACUUCUGAAGUAUGGCCUGAAUAGAUUCAGUCAUUAUUAUCAAUCCAUUAUCAAAUAGGACAAUCUGAAGACACAAACAAGUACACACAAAGAGCAUGCCAUUUAGCACUCGCCCUGACAGCUACAGAAGACACUGAGAAGUCACACCGUAAAAAUGACGACUACUUCAGUUGACAGCUGGCCUUGCUCCUCCCGUGGAAUGCACUUGGAACCUAAUUACAGUGACCAAGCUUCACAGAAUUUUUCAAGAGUGCCAAAUGUCACUAGCUGUCCAAUGGAUGAAAAAUUACUAUCUACUGUGUUAACAACCUUCUACUCUGUUAUAUUCAUCGUGGGACUGGUUGGAAACAUCAUUGCCCUCUACGUAUUUCUGGGCAUCCACCGCAAAAGAAAUUCUAUUCAAAUUUAUCUACUUAACGUGGCCAUUGCAGACCUUCUACUCAUCUUCUGCCUCCCUUUCCGCAUAAUGUAUCACAUCAACCAAAAUAAGUGGACACUAGGUGUGAUUCUUUGCAAGGUUGUGGGAACACUAUUUUACAUGAAUAUGUACAUUAGCAUUAUUUUGCUGGGGUUUAUCAGUUUGGAUCGCUACGUAAAAAUUAAUCGGUCUAUACAUCAAAGAAGGGCAAUAACUACCAAGCAAAGUAUUUAUGUUUGCUGUGUAGUAUGGGCAGUUGCUCUUGCUGGGUUUCUAACUAUGAUUAUUUUGACGCUGAAGAAGGGAGGGCACAAUUCCACAAUGUGUUUCCAUUACAGAGACAGGCAUAAUGCAAAAGGAGAAGCAGUUUUUAACUUUGUUCUAGUGGUGAUGUUCUGGCUUAUUUUCCUACUGAUUAUCCUCUCAUAUAUUAAGAUUGGCAAGAACCUAUUGAAGAUUUCUAAAAGGAGGUCAAAAUUUCCUAAUUCUGGCAAAUAUGCUACAACAGCCCGGAAUUCCUUUAUUGUACUGAUCAUUUUCACUAUUUGCUUUGUUCCUUAUCAUGCCUUUCGAUUCAUCUACAUUUCUUCACAGCUAAAUGUGUCUUCUUGCUCCUGGAAGGAAAUUAUUCACAAAACCAAUGAGAUCAUGCUGGUUCUCUCCUCUUUCAACAGCUGCUUAGAUCCAGUCAUGUAUUUCCUAAUGUCCAGUAAUAUUCGCAAAAUCAUGUGUCAACUUCUUUUUCGAAGAUUUCAAAGUGAAGCAAGCAGAAGUGAUAGUACUUCAGAAUUUAAGCCAGGAUAUUCCCUGCAUGAUCUAUCUGUGACAGCCAAAAUGCCAUACAGCACUAAGAGUAAUUGAGGUAAAUGGGCUAAAACGAAUGACAUAAGCCAGCCUCUACAUUCCUUGAGAUUGGUAAAAUUAUGGAACAAAGCCAUAGCAUGUCCCAAAUCUAGAUAUUUAGAAGUGAUCUUUCACUUGUUUAAUUGUAAAAUAGUUCAAGGGAAAGAAAAACUUACAUUAAUCCCUAGAUUUUAGAACUAUAUGUAGAAUCAGAAUACAUUGGUUUUUUUCUUCUUCUUAGAACACAUUGUUAAGUUAACACUUUUAACAGUUAUAAAGUUAAGUCAAGCCCAUGGAUUUAACAACAAAACAAAUGAAGUGUCAUUGCUUUUCAAGCCACUAAAGAGUUAGUAAAAUUGUUGAUACUAAUUUUAAGUGUGUUUAAAUUUCUGAGUUGAAAUGUCAGAAAGUAUGUAUGUUACUUCAAAAACUUAUAUCACUUGCUUUUGUAUUCAUUUAUGCUUAAAUCUC